UCGAAGAUCGCCCUUCCAUCUCGACACAGUCGCAGUUCUUCUCCAGGCAAUCAAUCUCUAAAAAACACCUCGACAUGAAGGUUUUCGUCUGCUUGCUGGCGGUGUGCAGUAUGGCCCAUGCGGGAUUCCUGGGCGGCGGCGGAAGUGCCGUUAGCUCCGGCUGGUCCUCGGGCGGCGGAGGAGGAUAUGGCGGUGGCUACAGCGGUGGCCACGGAGGAGGUGGCUACAGCGGAGGCGGUGGCUAUGGAGGCGGUGGCUAUGGAGGCGGUGGCUACAGUGGAGGCCAUGGAGGAGGCGGUGGCACCGUUAAGAUCAUCAAGGUGAUCACCGAUUCUGGAGCUGGCGGCGGCUACGGAGGCGGUGGCUACAGCGGAGGCCAUGGCGGUGGCUACGGAGGUGGCUCAUCCGGUGGCUACAGCGGAGGUCACGGCGGUGGCUGGUCCUCAGGUGGCUACAGCGGUGGUGGUGGAUAUGGCGGCGGCGGUGGCUACGGAAGCGGUGGCAACAUCAAGAUCAUCAAGGUCAUCUCCGAUUCCGGCUCGAGCGGCGGCUACGGUGGUGGCUAUGGAGGUGGUUCCGCCGGUGGCUACUCCUCCGGCGGCUACUCCUCCGGCGGCGGUUGGGCUCCUCAGGGCGGCUGGGCCCAGAGCAGUUGGUAAACGCUCUUCGUUGGUCAACGGAUGCUAUUUUGUUACUGUUUCUAACCGACCUUAAUUGUAAAUACUUCCCAACAUUAAUGAAUAAAUAAACAGAGUUGAGCCAUUCCACCAAAAAAAAAAAUAAUUGUCAAUUAACCCAGCAGCUAGAGAUUUUGAGAAGCGCUUAGAAGGGCGCGUUUUAAAUGAAAAUGUCAAGAUGCUAGCAAAAGCCAUUUGUAUUAC
Drosophila takahashii is the source of this 881-nucleotide messenger RNA. RefSeq names its product ctenidin-1. Lineage: Eukaryota; Metazoa; Arthropoda; Insecta; Diptera; Drosophilidae. The record is from RefSeq and is a predicted model, not a curated record.